Marchantia polymorpha subsp. ruderalis is the source of this 2029-nucleotide messenger RNA. The record is from the annotation of a GenBank genome assembly. NCBI's taxonomy places the organism in Eukaryota, Viridiplantae, Streptophyta, Marchantiopsida, Marchantiales, Marchantiaceae.
ACCGCGAAGAUGAUGCUCUAAAGGGCCCUUGACUCCGAGAAAGUUCGACGUUUCUGGCCAGGGGUAGUACGGGGAGCUAAAUCCGUGGCUGCUGUUCUGUCUGUAGUCUUUGUCACACUCGUCAGUCCGACCGAGGGUUUUAAACCCCGUUUCCCACUGCCUUGUCGACCGUGGAUGAAGGAGCUUUUGUGUACGGCCGAGUACUCGUCAUCGAAAGCAGAGCGAGAACUAAAUGUCUGGUGAUUGAAGAUUUUGGAUUCUUCUAGGGGCCGGAAGAUAGACGAGGGAACAGGUUCUCUUAACAAGUUUUAUGAAAUCCUAAAGUCCCAGAUUCGGGAGGGAGACAUUCGGAGGAGUAUUUAUUUGGUGAUUUUCCAGAGUUUUGGGAGCAGCAGGAGUUUGAGAUUCUGUCAGCUUAAACCCUAAACCUUGCGUGGAAUUGCAGACUUGCUCACGAGCGCAACCAUGAUAGCCUUAGGGUUCGAGGGCUCCGCAAACAAAAUCGGAAUCGGGAUUGUGAAAUUGGAUGGCUCAAUUUUGGCCAACCCACGCCACACGUACAUUACACCUCCUGGUCAUGGAUUUUUGCCGCGAGAGACAGCUCUUCAUCACCAGGAACACGUUCUUCCUCUGGUACAUGCAGCAUUGAAGGAAGCGAACAUCACACCGGACCAAAUAGAUUGUAUAUGUUACACCAAAGGACCUGGAAUGGGAGGUCCUCUACAGGUUGCUUCUAUUGUAGUUAGAAUUCUGUCGCAGUUGUGGAAGAAACCUAUUGUGGCGGUUAACCACUGUGUUGCUCAUAUUGAGAUGGGAAGAGUGGUCUGUGGAGCUGAGGAUCCCGUGGUACUUUAUGUAAGUGGUGGGAACACUCAGGUCAUUGCGUACAGUGAGGGACGAUACAGAAUAUUCGGAGAAACUAUCGAUAUUGCGGUGGGAAAUUGCUUGGAUCGUUUCGCCAGGGUUUUAAAAAUCUCCAACGAUCCAAGUCCUGGUUACAACAUCGAACAGCUUGCGAAGAAUGGGAAAGAGUAUGUCGAGCUCCCAUACGUUGUCAAGGGAAUGGACGUCUCCUUUAGUGGAAUUGAGAGUUUCAUCGAAGAAACCGCAAACCGGAAGCUGGCCGCCAACGAGUGCACGCCAGCAGAUUUGUGCUUUUCUUUACAGGAGACUGUGUUUGCCAUGCUGGUCGAAAUUACGGAGAGAGCGAUGGCGCACUGUGAUAAGAAGGAUGUGCUGAUAGUCGGCGGUGUUGGCUGUAACAUAAGGUUACAGCAGAUGAUGCAAAUCAUGUGCGAAGAGAGAGGCGGGCGUCUGUACGCAACAGAUGACAGGUACUGCGUCGACAAUGGUGCCAUGAUCGCGUAUACUGGUCUUCUAGCGUUUGCGCACGGGCAUGCCACACCGAUGGAAGACACCACUACAACCCAGAGAUACAGAACAGAUGACGUACUGGCCGUAUGGAGGGGAGUAGAGCAUGCUCCUGUCGGGAAGGACGAUGCUGUCAAUGGUGUCAGUGGAAAAUGCGGAGUUGCUGACCUUCUUCAUACUUCGGACACAGCAAUAGCUUCCAACUGAGAAGAUUACUUCAAGGGAUUGAAGUGUUUGUGCUUAGUUCGAGGAGUUACUCAAAUCGGCUAUAUCGCGAAUUGCAGCAAUUUGUGGCGUGAAGGCCGAUUUAUUCUGUGUCAAGAGAUUCGAGUACUGCAAUUUUGCUCCCGCAGUUUCCUCACGUAGAUCUACAAGUGACCACCCGCUACCAUUUGUCUGACAACGGAUAAGAGCAAGCUCGACAGGAUAGAUAUUCGAAGCUGGAUGAAUCAACACUGCUCGCGAAAGGCGUUCUGGUAUUCAGUUUUGGGUUUGGUGGCGACUAGUGUUGGGUUUAAGUUCCUGAAGUAGCUUAUGUACCAGAGCCUCACCAUGUCUUUGUCCGUGGAGAUGUUAAGAGAACCACCUGCAUCACGGAGAUCAAUUCGGACAGGUGCGAGUACUCGCAAGUGUUGAAUAAAACGUGAAAGGGUAUUAA